CCCCCAGCACCCACCAUGUUCUCGGAGCGGGCGGCCCCCACGGCGCAGGGGCUGCUGAGCCCCCCCUCGGCCGAGCCCCCCAAGUUCGCGCGGGUGCCGCUGUCGGGGUACACGGAUCAGUCACAGCCCUUCCGCCUGGGCGAGCGCAGCUUCGGGCACCAGUACGCUCACAUCUACGCCGUGCGCCUGGCCCGCAUGCGGCCCAUCCUGCAGGAGCGCGCGCGGAGCAAGUGGGGGGAUGACAUUGCACUGAGGAAGCUCUGUGAGCUGCAGGCAGGAGAGAAGUGCUGCGUGGUGGGGACGCUCUUCAAGGCCAUGCAGCUGCAGCCCUCCAUCCUGCAGGAGAUCAGCGAGGAGUACAACCUGGUGCCACAGCCACCCCUGCCCAAGUACAUCGACCCCUCCGACGAGCUGAUCCUGGAGGAUGAGCUGCAGCGGAUCAAGCUGGAAGGAGCUGUUGACGUGCAGAAGCUGGUGACAGGGACCAUCUUUGCUGUGUACGGCUACGAGCAGGACAACGGGAAGUUCCUGGUGGAGGAUCACUGCUUCGCCAGCCUGCCACCAGCGCUGCCCCGUAACGGGCCCAGCUCCGACCGGUUCGUGCUGCUGGCAUCGGGGCUGGGGCUGGGCAGUGGCAGUGGUGAGUCCCUGCUGAGCACCCAACUGCUGCUGGAUGUGGUCACGGGGCAGUUGGGUGCUGAGGGCCAGCAGAGCUGCGCUGCACACAUCUCCCGUGUCAUCCUGGCUGGGAACAUGCUGAGCCAGAACACCCAGAGCCGGGACACCCUCAACAAGGCCAGGUACUUGACCAAGAAGACGCAGGCAGCAAGUGUGGAAUCCAUGAAGAUGCUGGAUGAGAUCCUGCUGCAGCUUUGUAGCUCAGUGCCUGUGGACGUGAUGCCCGGUGAGUUUGACCCCACCAACUACAUGCUGCCGCAGCAGCCGCUGCACCACUGCAUGCUGCCCCUCGCCAGCGCCUACGCCACGCUGCGCCUGGUCACCAACCCCUACCAGGCCGAUGUGGACGGCGUCAGGUUUUUGGGGACAUCGGGUCAAAACGUCAGUGACAUCUUCAAGUACAGCAGCAUGGACGACUACCUGGAAAUCCUGGAAUGGACGCUGCUGGCAGGACACAUCAGCCCCACAGCGCCGGACACGCUGGGCUGCUACCCCUUCUACAACUUGGACCCGUUCAUCAUCACCGAGUGCCCACACGUCUACUUCUGUGGCAACGCUCCCCGCUUCCAGUCCAAGCUGCUCACAGGGGAGAAAGGGCAGCAGGUCCUGCUGGUGACAGUGCCCACCUUCAGCACCACGCAGACCGCCUGCCUCAUCAACCUGCGGGAUCUCAGCUGCCAGCCCAUCUCCUUCUCUGGCUUUGGGGCUGAGGACGAUGAUGGGGACAUGGACGUCAAGCACUGACAGAGCAGGCAUGGACUCAAUAAACCCCUCAGAGCAUACCAGCGCCUACCA
Molecule: messenger RNA, 1473 nt
Organism: Pezoporus flaviventris
Lineage: Eukaryota; Metazoa; Chordata; Aves; Psittaciformes; Psittacidae
Gene: POLD2
Product: DNA polymerase delta 2, accessory subunit
Exons: 10
Coding region: 16-1422 (468 amino acids)
Biological process (GO): DNA replication; DNA strand elongation involved in DNA replication
Cellular component (GO): delta DNA polymerase complex
Molecular function (GO): DNA binding
Source: RefSeq, a predicted model, not a curated record